AUGAUGAAGGCGAAUGGUGGGUUUAUUGUAGCUGAAGAGGAGCGUGUGGCUCAACAAAUAUCGUUAGGCAGAACUGGAGAUUCUAAUGGUCACACAACUCCGCAAACCGCUACUAGUUUACCUAGUCGAAUUGAAUUUGUUCGUCCCAUCUAUCAUCAGAUUUCAGAUUUUUGUUAUGAUUUUGAUCCAGACGGUAUCCUUCGUCAACUGCAAACAGGAGAAACACUUUCAAUAAAAAUGACUUCAACUGGUCCUUCAUUAAAACGACAAGAAGUAAUUCGUGCAAUCCCUGGACAUCCCUCAAAAUGUAUGAGAGUUUUACAUUCUGCAAACUUUUUUACCCACAAAGGUCCCAUCAUUAUUGUGUUACAAGGUGGAGGUGUUGCUCAUGCAGGUGUCUGGGCUCCACGUCUUUUACUGCAUCCGCAACAUGGUCUGCGAUCUGGCAGUCAGAUAUCUUUAGUUCAAAAAGCACAUGAACAAGGUUAUGCAAUAGCUAUCAUAAAUGCAAAUGAACAUGUGCCAGAUGAAGCUGAAAUGGAUGCUAUGGACAUACUUUGUAACUCCCAUCAUCCUGUAUUUGACUCUGCCAAAUGUAUGCAUAUUGAUCCGAAUUUCAAAACACUUGCUACGAAUGAUAACUGUAAUUCUUAUGUCGCUGAUUUAUCGCUUUAUCCUACUGCGCCUGAUCAGUCAAAGAAACUUUUACUACCUGUGACCGAGAAUAAAUCAUGUCAACCGACGGUUUGUAAUAAAAGAAGUUCAGUAAAUCCGAUAUUCAUUGUACCUUGUUCAAAAUCGUCAUCAGCUAUGUCUUGGCUACUAACUGGACCGAAUUCUACAUCGAAUUCAACUGUGCAAACGCAUUGUAACCCACAAAACACAUCUAUUCAUACAACAGUUUCAGGUUUCAUCGGCAGUGAAUGCUCUUUGGUUACAUCGACUCCUGAUUCACUGAAUACUCAUACAAAAGUUAUAGGCAUUUCGGUUAACACAUCGUCUUCUUCUUUGUCAUCGUCUCUAAAAACUACUCACCUUGUGAACAAUGAUUUACAGUCACAAAGAAAUGCCUUUUCAGUCCUACCACCUCACACCAUUCCAAAGCAUUUAAUGCAAGCCUCCCAAAAUAGAAAUACCAUGUUAAAUGAUACUAAUCCCUCGAGUGCAUCUAACUGUCAGACGUUAAUCGAGCAUUCAACGUGCAUCAAUCCGGGAAUUGAUAACGGUGUUGAAAAGCCGUCACCCAACUGCCAACCUUCUGCAUCAUCCUCGACUGGUCCGAUAUCAUAUACUGCAGAAAAAAGUCGAACUUUUUGUGAAAAUUUCUCUGUGAACGAUGAGUCUGAAAUGUUAGGUGUCUCUGUAGAAGAUCGUCUGUAUGGAAUGUGGCGUCAACUCAUACCACAUUGUGCAUCAAAUAAUAUAUUAGUGUGGGCCCACCAAAGAGGUGCCCAUGCAUUUAUUCAUCCAUUCAAACCAAUACCUGGUGCAUUCCCAGGAUUUUCGACACCGAUCACAAUUACUUCAAAUGUUGUAUCUUCCGUUCCCAAUGAUAUCAUCAAGCAAGAUAAAUCAGAAGAAAGUCAUCAACUUACAAACAACCAACCUGAUUUUGUCAUCUUAUCUUCGACUAAAAAUAUUCCAUUGAAUUCAGCAUCACAUAGUAAGGAUUCUGACAAUCAGUUUGAUCUACAGAAUGAUUUGACUAUAAAGGAUCAUCCGCGCACUGAAGUGCAAACAGACGAGAGUUUGCAAUCCUCAAUUUUACGUUCAAAAAGAUUGAACUGUACAGUUUUGUCAGCUGACGUGAUAUCCCAAUUGAAUUAUAAAAAACCUCGUUUGUUCAGUGAAUUGUCGAAUAAUAAUCCUGUUUCCAUGGAAAAUACUUCUAUCGUUGAAUCAAACGACAAUAGUGAUAACGUUCAUAAUGAUGUCACUGGGAUGAGUAAAAGAUCUGAUUCACGUUUUUCAAGAAGACGACAUUCAUCUGCUCAAGCUAUGUUAAGAAUGUUUCAUAGAAAUGACAAUGGUGCACGCAAGGGUUCGCAUAUUUUAAAAGGCUCAAAUAAUGCUUCAGCUCUAACUGAGAAUGAUUAUACUCAAACUAAACAUAAACUACCUCCAAAUCCAACUGAAGCACCUAGUGACACUGAAAAAAUCAAGGCUAAAGAUUCUGCUACAAGUUCUUGGCGCGAUCGGCGUGUUUAUGGACCAUGGAGACGUCUUAUUACUCCUGAAGCUUCACGACGAGCAUUGCUUUUCACAGAAAACCUACGACGUCAAAAAGCUACCUAUUCAGAACAAUUUGAAAAGAGGUCAUAUUGUAGCCGUUUGCCAGGUGCAAGUGGUAGUGACUCGGAUGCGACGCAUUUCGCUGAGUGUGGUGGUGCUGUUUCACGAACUGUUGGAGUAUGGUCGGAUAAUGAUGCGCAUAAUAAUGAAAAUAAACUCCUGGAUGUACGUUUAGCUCGAGCAUGGCAACGUAAAGCAGAACGCAUGUGGCUUGAACUGAAGAGCCGCGUUAAAGCUGUUGUAUUUACUGACUCAGCAGAAUUACUAGAUUUACGUUUAGAAGGCGUUGGUUGGGGACUAAAUUUACUUCAGGAACAUGAAAGUGACAGUGAACUUCCGUUUAUAUAUAGAUCUUCAGUAUACCGAGAAGAACUACCAGAGAAGAUAAUAAAUUUCAGACAGUGGUUAUCGCAGCAUUCAGUAAACUUCAUAGCAGCCGAUUUGGAGACAGGCACGCGCCUGAAUGCACAAAUCGAUACUCAGGAGCAUGUAAUCCCAAUACUGUCAUCCGGCACAACUGAACAUGAUCUUAUUCCCAGUACUGUACUAGAUCACGUAUUUGACUUUUUUCAAUCUAAGUUGCGAGCAUCAUCUUUCGAAAAGGACAAUCAGUCUGUUGAUGAACACUGA
Molecule: messenger RNA, 2922 nt
Organism: Heterobilharzia americana
Lineage: Eukaryota; Metazoa; Platyhelminthes; Trematoda; Strigeidida; Schistosomatidae
Source: the annotation of a GenBank genome assembly